This is a messenger RNA of Stylonychia lemnae, 2475 nucleotides long. Lineage: Eukaryota; Ciliophora; Spirotrichea; Sporadotrichida; Oxytrichidae. The record is from the annotation of a GenBank genome assembly.
AUGCUGAUCAGUUCUUUAGCCAGUGUAUAAAUUAAAGAUAUAAGUUUUAACGAAAAUCAUUCUAUGGCUCUUUCAACAAACAAUUAAGUUUAUAGCUGGGGUUUUAAUCUUGAUGGAGCAUUGGGAAUUUAAUUUGAUGGUGAGUACUCAUCUACACCUCUAUAAAUAAAUUCAAGUUUGAUACAAGGGAAUAUAGAAAAAAUAUGCACAGGGAAAUAUAAUUCUGGAAUAAUCUCAGAAUAUUGCACUCUAGUAUCAGGUAGAAAUGAUGAUGGAUGUUUAGGACUUCACUAGCAAUCCUUAAUUAUUCAUGUGUUUAGCUAAAUUAAAAUCUAAGAUGAAACAAUAAAAGACAUAUCUUUUGGUAAUAAGUUUCAUACUUUGAUUUUAACAUCAAAUCAAAAAGUAUAUGGUGUAGGGAACAACUAGAAGUUUUAACUUGGCACAGGAAAUAAUUAACCUGUCAAAUAGCCUAAGGAAAUAUAGUAUUUAAGAGACAAAAAAAUAAAAGAAGUGAAAGCAGGAGAUUACUCGAUGUCAAUUGAUGAAAAUGGAUAGGUCUAUGUUUGGGGAAUUGGGAAUAUAUUGAUUCCAAAUCCUCUGUUCAAGAAAAAGAUUAAUGUUGAUCAGAUUGAACUUUCUUAAGGUUAUAUUUGGAUGCUUUUAGAUGACUAGAAACUGUUUAAUGCUAAAGUUAAAGAUCUAAUCUACAAUGACAAAAAUAAAAAACUUAUUUAAGAAAAUGUUGUCAGAUUUUCAGUCGGUAAAGAUUAUUUAGUGGCUCUUGGAGUUGAUUUAGAAAGCACCAAAAACUCUAUUGUCAAAUGCAAUCAGUCAUAAGCUUCAGUAACUGAUUAUUCCUUAGCUGGAUCAAGUAAUAAUAAAAAGUAAAAUUUAAACUAAUCAACAUUAAGCAUAAUAAAUAGCCCAGCUUUAACGUAGGAACAUUCUUUUAAUGAAAUUAACUAAUCACCUAGAUCUAUAAAUAAUCCAGCGAGAUCAAUUUCCCCGCUCAUAAAUAAUUAGCAAUCUAAAUUUUUGGGAAAUGAAAAGCUACAAUAACCAUUUAACUUUGAGUAUAAAGACUACUAUUCAUAAUAGAACAUACCAAAGCCCUACUCUUACCAAUUUGAUGAUAAAGAAAAUUUAUAUAGAAAUCAGGAUAAUAGAUAUAACUCUGUUUCACCUAUAAGGCCAAUAAAUAAAACACCAGAGUCUAAUUAUUUCAAAGAUAAGGAAAGAUUGCUCAAAGAAUAAAUAACAUCUCAGGAGAUUUAGAUAUCUUUCCUUAAAGAAAAGUUAGCUCGAUAGGAAGUGCAGUUCGAAAAUGAAAGAAGAGAUUUGCAAAGAAAAGUGUAGGGAGCAGACCAGAAACUCCAGUUGAAAGAACAGCAUGUGGAAAACUAAGAAGUCAAAUUAUUAGAAUUAAGAGAAUAAGUUUAGAUGGUCUAAGAGCAUUAUUAAAAUAUGCAGGAUAUUAUGAAGAGAGAUCAAAAUGAAAAAGAGAAGUACAAAGAGGAGUUUAUUAAAUACAAAAAAGACAAUAAAAUACUGAAGGAGCAAAACAUGCUAUUAAAUGACAAGAUAAUGCUGAUGGAGCAAUAAAUACAAGAACUUGCCCAAGAAAAUAUACAGUUGAGUCAACUUAAGGAAGUUCAUUAAGAAUACACAAAGCUAGAUAAUUAUGCCUAAGAGAUUAAUCAGCUAAAUGAACAAGCAAAGGAUGUAAUUUGCUAACAAGAGCAAGAAAUUAGUAGCCUAAAUGAAAAGUUAAAUUAAAUGUAAUUGAUGGUUGAUGAUUCCUAAGCCAAAAGAGACUCUCAGAAGUAAAUCAUCAAAAAUCUAAAGGACACAAAUAUGAUCAUCAACUAGACACUAAUAAAAUAUAAAUACAAGAUAAAGAAUCUGAAGGAGCAAAAGCAAAUAUUUUAGCAUAAUGAGUAUAAUUCAAAAUCAAAGUCGCCUCAAAUUAGGUCAAAGUAAAUGAUUUUCAAUAAUUAAAAACAUUUGGUUAAAUUAUUCGAGGAGUGCAUGGAUAAAAAUAACAAGGAAAACACACAUGCAAACCUAUUUGAUAUUUCAUCUCAAGAUCGUAGUAAAGAUAGAAUACAUGUUCAGUUGACAAGAAAUAACAAUAAUCUGAGUAACUUGUUGACAUCAGAUGAUCAUUCAAAUCAGACCUAGGACACAAACAACAAUAAUCGAUAGGAAAAGUCAACUAAUCAAAAUAACCACAACUUAUCUUAAAACAUCAUAUUUGUGUAGACAGAUGAUCUUCAGCAAGUAAAGCAAAAUAAAAGUGCCUAAAAGAGCGCUCGAUCAGAAAUGGAAUCAACAUUUAACUCGGUAAGAUAAUUUUAGCUUAACUUUAUAGCCAAUAAAUUCAAGGAAGAUGCUCAAGCAAAAAAUAUUAGAUUAUUAGGCAAAACUAAACAGACUCUUAAGAUGAAAAAUAUACUUUUAAUUAUUAUUUGA